AUGACUUCAAAAUUCAAGCACCCCUAUCAGGAACACGAGAUUGUGGAAGCACUGAAAGUGGUUAUCAAGCAGUACUUGGUGAGGUAUGACCGUAUGGUCUCUCUACAGAUACAAGUCUUCGCUGGGUCUGGCGCUAAGAAGGGGCCUCGAUCUCAAACUCGACAGUCAUCAGCCCGGGACGAUAACAACUGGUCCAGCCGGAGCUACAGCACUCUAUCAAUCUCAGACCGUAAUGGAAAGUUUGGACUUCUUUUUGACCGUGAUAUAGUCGUUCAACCUUUUAAAACGCCAUCGGCUGUGCUAGCGGCUGCUGCUGGGGAGUUAACGCCACGUACAGAGAUGAAAGAGGGAAUGGAGAUCACAAACCAUGCCCGUUUGGCCGUUAACUAUUUCAGCCAUCUUGUCAAGGAUGGGGAAGCUAUGAUUGAGAAUGGUCAGAAGAGCAUGAAAGGGGAAAAGGCAUCGCAGCCGAAGGGUACUGACCUUCCCGGGGCGAGUGCUGGGUCCACCAGCACCGUUCGUGGUUGA
This is a messenger RNA of Cryptococcus wingfieldii CBS 7118, 528 nucleotides long. RefSeq lists its product as hypothetical. The record is from RefSeq and is a predicted model, not a curated record. The coding region runs from base 1 to 528 and encodes 175 amino acids. Lineage: Eukaryota; Fungi; Basidiomycota; Tremellomycetes; Tremellales; Cryptococcaceae. The transcript is spliced from 2 exons.